This is a messenger RNA of Staurois parvus, 530 nucleotides long. NCBI's taxonomy places the organism in Eukaryota, Metazoa, Chordata, Amphibia, Anura, Ranidae. The record is from the annotation of a GenBank genome assembly.
AUGAACUAUUGUGGAAACAUUUCCCGAGUCAUGACGGAGACUGAGAGCGCCCCAGCCGCCGCUCCUCCAGCGGAGGCCGCCGCCAAGAAGAAGCCGGCUAAGAAGGCGUCAGCCGGAGGAGGAGCCAAGAAAGGCAUCAAGAAGGCGUCCGGUCCCGCCGUGUCAGAGCUCCUGGUCAAGCCGUGUCCGCUUCUAAGGAGCGCAGCGGGGUGUCCCUGGCCGCCCUCAAGAAGGUCCUGUCCGCCGGAGGAUACGAUGUGGACAAGAACAAGAGCCGCCUGAAGAUCGCCCUCAAGGCGCUGGUGACUAAGGGGAGCCUCGUCCAGGUCAAAGGCCAUGGGGCCUCCGGAUCGUUCAAGAUCAACAACAAGAAGCAGCCCGACGGCGCCAAGGCGAAGCCCAAGAAACCGGCUGCUAAGAAGGCUACAAAGUCCCCUAAGAAGAAGGUGGCCAGCAAAGCCCCCACCAAGAGUCCCAAGAAGGUCGUCAAGUCCCCGAAGAAGAAGGCGGCCAGCAAAUCAUUCACCGCA